Molecule: messenger RNA, 1374 nt
Organism: Emericellopsis cladophorae
Lineage: Eukaryota; Fungi; Ascomycota; Sordariomycetes; Hypocreales; Bionectriaceae
Exons: 1
Coding region: 1-1374 (457 amino acids)
Source: RefSeq, a predicted model, not a curated record
AUGCUCCGGCCAUCAACGCCAUCAGUGAGCUUUCUGCUGCUCACAUUCAUAACCUCGACAACAUCGUCCGCCAUACCGGGGGCAUCGCUCUUCGCUCGCCAACAGAGCUGCCCAGCCGAUGGCUUCGAGUCCUGCGGCAACGACUUCCCAGACUACUUCUGCUGCCAAGAAGACACGAAGUGUCUCUCGCUCGCCGGCGGCACUACUGCCCUAUGCUGUCCCGAGGGCAGUAAUUGCGAAGGCAUGGCGCCCAUCACCUGCAACCUCAACGGGCAGGACGCGGAAAAGGACUUUCGGAUCCCCCUCAAGACGACCGUCUUCGACGUCCCGUUGGAGAAGUGCGGUGAUAACCACUGCUGUCCGCACGGCUUCAGCUGCGAAGAAGGGGACGACGGCAAGGAAUGCCGGAUGAACAAGGAUCAGUCAGAAAAGCCCAAGAAGAAGCAGCAAGACGAUGACAAGGGCUCCUCGACAACAACAGCAGCCACAUCACCUACCACCAACCCAGCUUCAGAGCCCACGGACACCGAGACUGCGUCUUCAAAGCCGACAUCAUCCAGUGACGAGGCAGAGGAAGCCGAUACCAAGAAGGAUGGCGGCCCGGACAUCACCGCUAUCGUCGGCGGUGUUGUGGGCGCCUGUGGCAUCCUCGUCAUCCUAGCUGUCAUUCUCUUCAUCUGCGUCCGCCGAAACGCCAAGCGGAACCCCAAGCCUUCUCCAUCCGCACCCAAGCCAGCCAUGGCAACCCUGGCGGUACCAUCAUCAAGAGGAGGCCACAGCCGGCAGCCCUCCAACAUGAGCGCCACGCAGCCCAUCAACCCUCGCUUCAUCAGCUACCCAAAACGCGAUUCAUUCGAGGACAUUCCCAUCUGCACACCCCGUGAGGCACCGCGCGUCGACGGCCUCGGUCUCCUCGGCCGGUCCGUGUCCGGCCGCAGCCUCACUAAUCCUCACCAUCAUCAUGACCACCACCACGAGAGACGCCGUGACUCGAUACCAAACGCCUUCGCCAACGGCUCGCCCAAUCCGUCCAUAAGUGACACUCUGCCGAGGACACCCUCCAACGCAUCCUCCGCCUGCAAACCCAUCCGCACGGGUACAGUCUCCUCCUCAAAGCUCGCCCCAAUCCGCUCGAUGCGGCCUACGGCGUCGCGCCACCUCCACCCCGAGACAGCGAGGCACAUUAUGCUCACCACACCCAACCACUCCACCGAGAGCAUCAAUGUCUUUACCGAUCCGCAGUUCGUUGUGCAGGACGCCUCGGCGGAGGACAGGCGGACGCGCUUCUCGGAUCUCAUGCAUCAAGCUGACCUCGAGGGGGUCGGGAGUGAGAGGUCCUAUGUCCCCACAAACCGUACGCCCAAAAGGAUAUGA